Molecule: messenger RNA, 1393 nt
Organism: Ictalurus punctatus (channel catfish)
Lineage: Eukaryota; Metazoa; Chordata; Actinopteri; Siluriformes; Ictaluridae
Gene: hnf4a
Product: hepatocyte nuclear factor 4, alpha
Biological process (GO): cell differentiation; anatomical structure development; positive regulation of transcription by RNA polymerase II
Molecular function (GO): nuclear receptor activity; zinc ion binding; RNA polymerase II cis-regulatory region sequence-specific DNA binding
Source: RefSeq, marked provisional
GCUUGUCCAAAGCACUAGCAGACAUGGAGAUGGCAGACUAUAGCGAGGCCCUGGACCCGGCCUACACCACAUUGGAGUUCGAGAACAUGCAAGUGCUCGCCAUGAGCACAGACUCCUCGCCAGCUGAGGGUGCCAACCUGAAUGCUGCCAAUCACCUGGGCACAGGGACUCUGUGUGCUAUCUGUGGUGACCGGGCAACAGGAAAACACUAUGGAGCCUCCAGCUGUGAUGGCUGCAAGGGUUUCUUCAGACGCAGCGUUCGCAAAAACCACAUGUACUCGUGCAGAUUCAGCAGACAGUGCAUAGUGGAUAAAGACAAGAGGAACCAAUGCAGAUACUGUAGGCUUAAGAAAUGCUUUCGGGCCGGAAUGAAAAAAGAAGCUGUACAGAAUGAAAGAGACCGAAUCAGUACCAGAAGGUCCAGUUACGAGGACAGCAGCUUUCCCUCCAUCAAUGCACUCAUCCAAGCUGAUGUCCUCUCCAGACAGAUCUCCUCUCCAGGUCCGAUCAUGAACGGUGACAUCAGAACAAAAAAGAUGGCCACCAUUACAGAUGUGUGUGAAUCUAUGAAGCAGCAACUGUUGGUACUGGUCGAGUGGGCUAAAUAUAUCCCAGCCUUCUGUGACCUCCCACUGGAUGACCAGGUGGCUUUGCUUCGAGCUCAUGCUGGAGAACAUCUCCUGCUUGGAGCUGCCAAGCGCUCCAUGCUUUACAAGGACCUUUUGCUAUUAGGUAAUGACCAUAUAGUUGCUCGGAAUUGCCCAGAGUUGGAAGUGAGUCGCGUAGCAGUAAGGAUCCUUGAUGAGUUGGUCCUUCCUUUCCAGGAACUCCAAAUAGAUGAUAAUGAAUAUGCCUGCUUGAAGGCCAUUGUAUUCUUUGAUCCAGAUGCCAAAGGUCUCAGUGAUCCGAGCAAGAUCAAGCGGAUGCGUUACCAGGUGCAGGUCAGUUUAGAGGACUACAUCAACGACCGGCAGUAUGACUCGCGGGGACGAUUCGGCGAGCUUCUGCUUCUGUUACCCACACUGCAGAGCAUCACCUGGCAAAUGAUUGAGCAAAUCCAGUUUGUUAAGCUGUUCGGGAUGGCCAAGAUUGACAACCUCCUGCAAGAGAUGCUUCUGGGAGGUUCUGCUAAUGAGGCCCCCCAUGCUCCUCCAUCUUUGCAUCCACACCUGGUCCAUGAGCACCUCAGCAACAAUGUUAUUGUGACCACCAGCAUGGCCACUCCAAUUCACAAUGGACAAAUGUCCACACCUGAAACUCCAAUCCCAUCUCCUCCACCGGCUUCCAGCUCUGAGCAUUACAAACUGGCUCAGGGCGUCAUAGCUUCGGUGCCUAAACAGCCGACAGCCAUUCCUCAACCUACAAUCACCAAGCAAGAGAGCAUCUGACCAUC